Anastrepha obliqua is the source of this 1846-nucleotide messenger RNA. RefSeq names its product transcription factor grauzone-like. The coding region runs from base 52 to 1686 and encodes 544 amino acids. Gene Ontology annotation, molecular function: zinc ion binding. The transcript has 4 exons. The record is from RefSeq and is a predicted model, not a curated record. NCBI's taxonomy places the organism in Eukaryota, Metazoa, Arthropoda, Insecta, Diptera, Tephritidae. Gene Ontology annotation, cellular component: nucleus.
UGUUUUCGUGUAUUUGGCAUAUACUAUUUAGAGUAGAGCGAAAAUAAUAAAAUGUUUAAUGAUACAUAUUGUUUGUUAUGCCUAGAAGGUUCAAAGAAGCUAGUAGACUUAGAUCCCAAAGAAGACAAAGGUUUAAAUAAGCGAGAAGUCAUUGAGCUACAUUUCAAGGAAGAGCUGGAGAUAAUGUCUCAGAUUGAGGCGCGAGUGGUUUGUCGCGAAUGUUGGGAAUUAGUUCAAUCAUUUCAUGAAUUUUAUGUGCGCGUGCAGCAAGUCUAUAGAGAAGCUGCCAACACCUUGAAAAGGAUAGUCAAUGUGGAGAAUGAAGAAAUAGAAAUAAAAGAAGAGUUUGUGAGUAUCGAUAAAGAACAAUCACCACCUCGGCGUCGAAGGGGUAGACCUCGGAGACAGAAAAAACUCGAAGCCGUCGAAGUUGUCUGUGAACCCACUUUAUCCCUUACAGAAUAUCAAGUUAAAAUUGAAGAAUUAAUACUAACCGCUCCGACUAAUUCUAAAAAUGCCUGUCCACCAAAUGAUAUUGCUUCAGAUUCGCUAGAAAUUAAAGACGAGGCUUUAUUAGAAGAAUUUAUGGAUAAUACUAUGUUUGCAGGCGCUUCAGACUCUGAUGAUAUAGAAAGUGAGAAUGAAGACCAGCCAGGAAAGCGGAGAUCUGAAAAGGUUAACAAACGGAAAGGAGUAAAUAAAAAAACGACAGAAUCAGAUGAAUAUAUUGCGAAGAAAAAUUUUAAAUUUACCUGUUGUAUUUGUAAAAUUCUACUUUCAAACUUCAAAGAACUAAAGCGUCAUUUCCGCAUCGAACAUCAAACCAGAGGUUAUGUACUUUGUUGUGGAAAAAAAUUACCCGAACGGAGUUUAUUAAUCGAUCACAUUCAUUUUCAUGAAGAUCCGGAUUAUUUUAAGUGCAAACACUGCGGAAAAAGAAUGUCGGAACGUCGUAGUCUUGAUUUGCAUCUUCAAUAUGCACAUGGUAAUCGGGACCGAGUUCAUCGAUGUUCAAUAUGUGCUAAAAGUUUUUUUCGUGCUUCUUGCUUGAAACAGCACUAUAACACUCAUGUUACGGAAGAACAAAAAACGGUACCAUGCUUGGAGUGCGACAAAACAUUUCCAGAUGGCGCUGAAUUGAGAAAGCACAUGAGACUUACACAUUUGAAUUCAUAUGCAAAAAUAUGUGAUAUUUGUGGUAUAUCAAUAAAAGGUAGGGACGCUCUUGAAAGGCAUCAAUCAGAGCAUGCAGGUAUCCCGCGUAAGCUAAUAAAAUGUGAUUUAUGCGAUGCUGCACUUACUACAAAAUACGGUUUAGCACGUCACAUGAAGACCAUGCAUACAGAAGAGUAUCAAACGCCGCAAGUUUGCCCUAUUUGUUCCAAAGUCUCACCAUCUCUACAGGCUCAUCGUAACCACAUAAAAUAUAUGCAUUCCUUACAAAGGAAACAUGUGUGCAAGUUAUGCGAUAAGGCAUUCAAAAGACUUACCGAUUUCAAAGAGCACAUGGCGACCCAUACCGGAGAAGCACUAUAUACCUGUAGUUUUUGCCCGCAAACAUUUAAAUCAAAUGCCAAUAUGUAUUCGCACCGAAAGAAGAAACACGUGAAGGAGUGGGCUGAGCAAUGCGCGUUGAAAAAAAGUUUAGCAGUACCUUUAAAGCAAGCUACUUCAGUUGAUCACUGAAGCCAUAUUUGACGCACUGCAUGAGAGAAAUUUUUGAAUAAAAUAAAACAAUGAAUCAAACAAAAGAUAUCAUAGAUCAGACCUCACACUGCUUUAUGACUUAAUUCAUAGCAAUAGAUUUGAGCAAUUAAUUUAAUAAAUAAAACACAAAGCAAAUGUA